This is a messenger RNA of Anisakis simplex (herring worm), 493 nucleotides long. The record is from the annotation of a GenBank genome assembly. Lineage: Eukaryota; Metazoa; Nematoda; Chromadorea; Rhabditida; Anisakidae.
AUGUCAUCUACCAGACGGAUCAUUCCGUAAGCAGCGAAAGAGUUACGAAGAGGUUCACGUGCCAGCCUUGAAACCGAAACCAUUUGAUGAUGGGGAGAAAUUGGUACCAAUAGUGGAAUUACCGAAGUACGCGCAACCGGCAUUCGAGGGUUAUAAGACACUCAAUAGAAUACAGUCGAAAUUAUGCGAUGCGGCGUUGAAGACUGACGAACAUUUGCUGUUGUGUGCGCCGACGGGAGCAGGCAAGACGAACGUGGCGUUGUUGUGUAUAUUGAGAGAGAUCUCGAAGCACAUGUCGGACGACGGCAAGGUUCGGGCGGAUGAGUUUAAGUGUAUUUAUAUAGCGCCGAUGAAGAGUCUCGUGCAGGAGAUGGUCGGCAACUUCACUAAGAGACUCGCGCCUUAUAAUAUUAAUGUAGGUGAGAUGACCGGAGACACGCAAAUGAAUAAAGAGCAGUUUAUGCAGACGCAGGUGAUAGUGUGUACACCUGAG